Molecule: messenger RNA, 1539 nt
Organism: Talaromyces stipitatus ATCC 10500
Lineage: Eukaryota; Fungi; Ascomycota; Eurotiomycetes; Eurotiales; Trichocomaceae
Exons: 5
Coding region: 1-1539 (512 amino acids)
Molecular function (GO): protein dimerization activity
Source: RefSeq, a predicted model, not a curated record
AUGCGGAAUCAUCUGAAAUCAAGGCAUCAAAUCUCCGUCGAAUCUGCUCCAAUCCACCAGCUUCAGCAGCUUUACAUCAAAGCACAGUCAUUUGGUCAAACCCAAAAUAUUGAUACAAAAGUUUUUCAGAGGAUUCUGAGCCAGGAUGUUAUUGAUGAAGCGAUCGAACAAUCCUGGCAAGCUCAAAAGGAUAUCGUACAGAAAAAGCUCCAAUCCGCAUCAUUAAGCAUCCAUCUUUCACUUGACAUCUGGACCUCACCAAAUCGGAUCCUCUUUCUCGGAAUCUGUGCUCACUUUGUUGAGCAGACUCAAGAAAAGCUUUGCAAAGGCCUCCUUGCUCUUCGAACUGUAGGAAACCAUAGUGGAGAUGAGCAGUUCGCUACUCUUCUUCCUGUUCUGAAAGACUAUGGUACCCAACAAAAGAUUGGGUCAAUUAUUUGUGAUAAUCACACUACAAAUGAUAAGCUUUGUCGAGUAUUAGGAAAUUAUCUUCAGGAAGAAGAAGGAAUUACGUGGAACUCUACAUAUCGUCGCAUCUUCUGUAUUGGCCAUGUUAUUAACUUGGCUAUGCAAGCGUUUCUAUUUCAAAAUAUGCUAGAGAUGAAGCAACUAAGUUCAUGGGAUGAAAUAGAAACUACAGAAGAUGAGGGACAGGAAGAAGACAAGUUACAGAGACAGGCCACUAUUCAUAAAAUAGGCCCGCUGGGAAAACUCCAUAACAUAGUGACGCACGUUCGUGGUUCAGCUGACCGAACUAAAGAGUUCAAAGAUCUUGCAGGGAGGUUGAUUCCACUCGAUAACCGCACCAAGUGGAAUAGCUGGUACUAUAUGCUUCACGUGGCGCUCCAGUUUGAUGGUGCCAUUAACACUUAUACUAAACGGCACUUUGCUGUGCUUAAAACAGAGUAUCUGUCCCCAUUAGACUGGGAGAUGCUCCACAGAACUAGCAAAUUUCUUAGUCUCUUUGAUCGAGCAACCCUGAAGACCCAAGGAGAUCAAGCGACAAUUGACAAUGUGCUUUUUGUGAUGGAUAUUAUUAUCAAACACUUUGAGAAAGCUCUUAUUCAGAAUGGUGAACUGGAGAAAGAGCUGGCAAAAGCCUGCAUUACAGAAGGUGAAGAAGCUUUGGGAGGAGUAUCGGCAAAGACUCCUAAUUAUAUGGUCAUACAAUCAUAUGAGCGGAAUACUCAAGACCUUAAUGAUUUUGACCUAAUUACUCAAGAUUUGGGCAAGUUUGCUCGACCAGCAAGUCAGGAUAAAUAUGAAGAUUACAAUUCUGAGUCUCCAUACAAGGUCCGCAUGAGUGCUCUGACAUGGUGGUGUCAGGAUCAACAGCAAAAACGUUGGCCAAGAUUGUCAUACAUGGCGAUUGACAUUCUAUCGAUUCCUGCGAUGAGCGAUGAACCAGAACGAGCUUUCUCCGGCGCUCGUCGUACAAUCUCUUGGGAAAGGGUUCAACUAUCAGCUGAAAACAUCGAGAGGAUAGAGUGCUUAAAAACUGGUAAAAGAGUGGGAUUGCAGAGGAGAAAUACUAGUUAA